Hyla sarda is the source of this 4094-nucleotide messenger RNA. It is a transcript of the gene PHKA1, whose product is annotated as phosphorylase kinase regulatory subunit alpha 1. Gene Ontology annotation, biological process: glycogen metabolic process. Lineage: Eukaryota; Metazoa; Chordata; Amphibia; Anura; Hylidae. The coding region runs from base 285 to 3998 and encodes 1237 amino acids. The transcript is spliced from 34 exons. Gene Ontology annotation, cellular component: phosphorylase kinase complex. Gene Ontology annotation, molecular function: calmodulin binding. The record is from RefSeq and is a predicted model, not a curated record.
AGCGGGUGAGGGGGCUCGUGCCCGGCAGUGGUUGAGUGCAGGGUGCGGGGAGGAAGUGUUUAGUCACAGCGGCAGAUCGUGCAGCUCUCACCCGCUCGGGGGAGGGACCGGGUCACUGUGGGGGCUGGGCUGUCACACACGAGGAAAUCCUAGGAGUUGUUGUGCUGUUCAUGCAGAGAGGGUGAGGGGCGAGGGCUGGACACUGCCGCCUGGACUUAUUAGGCUGCAGGAUGAGAACUUGUCAGAUGUGAGUACAAGGUGCUAGCGUCAGACCGCUGUCAGCAAUGAGGAGCCGCAGUAAUUCUGGGGUACGCUUGGAUAGAUACGCCAAACUUGUCCAGCAAACCAUCCUCUGCCACCAGAAUCCAGUAACUGGCCUGCUGCCUGCAAGCUGUGAACACAAAGAUGCCUGGGUGCGGGACAAUGUCUAUACAGUCCUUGCCGUGUGGGGCCUCAGUCUUGCUUACAGGAAGAAUGCAGAUCGAGAUGAAGACAAGGCGAAAGCUUAUGAACUGGAACAGAACGUGGUCAAACUCAUGAGAGGCCUUCUUCAGUGUAUGAUGCAGCAAGUGUCUAAAGUUGAAGAAUUUAAAUACAGCCAGAGCACAAAGGAUAGUCUUCAUGCCAAGUAUAACACAAGCACUUGUGCCACCGUAGUAGGAGAUGGCGAGUGGGGUCACUUACAGCUUGAUGCUACUUCCAUAUACCUGCUCUUCCUGGCACAGAUGACAACAUCUGGUCUCCAUAUAAUCUACACAUUGGAUGAGGUGAACUUUAUACAGAACUUGGUGUUUUACAUAGAAGCAGCAUAUAAAACGGCUGAUUUCGGAAUGUGGGAACGUGGUGACAAAACAAACCAGGGCAUUGCUGAGCUAAAUGCCAGCUCUGUGGGAAUGGCCAAGGCUGCUCUUGAAACAUUAGAUGAACUGAACUUGUUUGGAGCUAAAGGUGGUCCUCAGUCAGUUAUACAUGUGUUGUCAGAUGAGAUUCAGCAUUGUCAGUCUAUUUUGCAGUCGAUGCUUCCAAGGGCCUCCUCAUCUAAGGAGAUUGAUGCUGGGGUCCUUUCUGUCAUUUCUUUUCCAGCCUUUGCAGUGGAGGAUGCUCAACUGGUUCAGAUCACCAAGCAGGAAAUAAUCGACAAGUUACAGGGACGGUAUGGUUGCUGCCGGUUUCUCCGUGAUGGUUACCGUACACCAAAGGAGGAUGCCUCCAGGUUAUACUAUGAACCAGCAGAGCUGAAACUCUUUGAGAACAUUGAGUGUGAGUGGCCUCUCUUCUGGACUUAUUUAAUCCUAGAUGGGAUUUUUAUUGGUGACAUGGAGCAGGUGCAGGAAUAUAGAGAGGCGAUCGAAAGUGUUCUCAUCAAGGGACCUCAUGGCGUCCGCCUAGUUCCAGAAUUAUACAGCGUGCCAGAGAACAGUGUUGAAGAAGAGUAUCAGAAUCCUCACACAGUGGACCGCAUACCCCAGGGAAAACUGCCACAUAUGUGGGGACAGUCACUUUAUAUUCUAGGCUGUCUAAUGUCUGAGGGUUUCCUGGCUCCUGGAGAGAUUGAUCCCCUCAACAGAAGGUUUUCUACUGUCCCCAAACCAGAUGUGGUUGUUCAAGUUUGUAUUCUAGCAGAGACUGAAGAAAUCCAAGAAAUUCUGCAAAGACACGAUAUUGAGGUGGAGAUGACGACUAUUGUGAACCCCAUCAGGGUGCAGCCUGCUAGGAUUCUGAGCCACAUCUAUGCCCGGCUUGGUCGCAACAAAAAGAUGAAACUGACUGGAAGACCCUACAGAAAUAUGGGUGUCCUGGACACUUCCAAACUGUACACCAUACGCCAAAACAUUUUUGCUUUCACUCCACAGUUCAUAGAUCAGCAACAGUUUUAUCUUGCUUUGGAUAACCGGAUGAUCGUGGAGAUGUUGCGCACUGACUUGUCCUACCUGUGUAGUCGCUGGAGAAUGACUGGAAGACCAACCAUCACUUUUCCAAUAUCACAGUCCAUGCUCGAUGCAUCCGGCACAGAUCUGGAUCCAGCUGUACUUGCCACUCUUAGGAAACUCCAGGAUGGCUACUUUGGUGGAGCCAGAAUUCAGACUGGACGCUUGUCCGACUUUCUGACCACAUCAUGCUGCAAGCAUCUUAGCUUCAUGGACCCUGGUGUGGAGGGUAAGCUGUGCGCCGGGGGGAGUGGCUACAUCAGGGGAAAGUCAAUCAUCGUGCAGGAGCUGGAAACGCCCCUGCAUGCAGCUCCCACAGCCGAUGAUGAAGACUCAGAUGACGAAGUAGCUCAGUAUCUUAGCCAUCUCUUGGGCUCCACUGCGCCCCGACCAACACCUGUAACACAGAGAGGAGGACUACAUAGAUUCCGUGCUGCAAUUCAUAGCACGCAGGAUAUUAUAUCCCUGCGCACAAAAGCCAAGAAUCUGAAUGUGCAAGAUGUCCAGAUGUACCUGCCUACCAAGUUGUUUCAGGCUACACAGCCCACCCUUGAUCUGCUGAAUACUACACCGCAAAAAAAGCAAACAAGCAAGAUUCCGGCCAGCUAUGCAGAGAUGCAUCUUCCUCAGGAUUCAUCUGGGCAAACAGAUUUUGCUGCCCUAGUGGAUAUCUUACGGGAUACGGAAGGUGUCCAGGAGCAAGCGAACAUCCUGUAUAUCUUAAAUUCCAUGAAAGGAUUGGAUUGGGACACACAGAUAUAUGGACAGCCUGGUGUGACGGUGAAAGAUCUUCUGGUAGAACUGUAUGGGAAAGUCGGAGCUACAAGGCAAUGGGCGCUGAUACGUUGUAUUUCAGGCAUGCUGAAAAAGAAAGUUGAAGCUCUAGAUGAGGCCUGCACAGAUCUUCUGUCUCAUCAGAAACAGCUCACAGUGGGCCUGCCUCCUGAACCUCGGGAAAAGACCAUUACUGCGCCCCUCCCGUAUGACAAGCUAAUUGCUUUAAUUGAAGAUGCUAGUGAACAGAAUAUGAGUAUAUCUAUCCUCACGCAGGAAAUCAUGGUGUAUCUGGCAAUGUACAUGAGGACACAGCCUUUAUUGUUUGCUGAGAUGUUUCGCCUGAGAAUUGGACUUAUCAUCCAAGUUAUGGCAACUGAACUUUCCCAAUCCCUGCAAUGUUCAGCGGAAGAAGCCACAGAAAGCCUAAUGAACCUCAGUCCAUCUGACAUGAAGAGCCUUUUGCAUCACAUUCUGAGCGGCAAGGAAUUUGGUGUAGAAAGAAGUGUGCGAUCUAUGGACAAAAUGGCCAGUCCUGCAAUUUCUAUUCAUGAAUUGGGAGCAGUUGGAGCAACCAAGAGUGAGAGAGCCGGAAUCACACGUCUGAAGAGUGAGAUAAAACUGCUGGAUAAACGUAGACUGUCUCUGGCUGCAGAUGGCCAGGAUGUGGAUAUAUUUUCAGCUGCGUCACUGAAACCUGGAGACCCACUAUCCUCUUCUGGGGACCUCUCCACAUCACUCUUCUCCGAUAGCAACAGCUCUUAUGACAGCCGACAAGGCCAAUGGCUCAGAAGAAGACGACUGGAUGGGGCCCUGAACAGAGUUCCUGUAGGCUUCUAUCAGAAAGUCUGGACAAUCUUACAAAAGUGCCAUGGGUUGUCUAUAGAGGGCUUCGUCCUGCCAUCCUCUAGCACACGGGAGAUGACCCCAGGCGAGCUAAAAUUUUCUGCGCAUGUGGAGUCUGUACUUAAUCGUGUGCCACAGCCGGAGUAUCGCCAGCUGCUAGUGGAAGCCAUAUUGGUUUUAACUAUUCUCGCUGAUGUAGAAAUCUACAGUGUGGGUGGCAUCAUCCAUGUGGAGAAGAUUGUGCAUCUUGCUAAUGACUUGUUCUGUCAGGAGCAGAAAGCCCUUGGUGCAGAUGAUGCCAUGUUGAAAGUAGAUCCUGAAACUGGAAUUUGUGCCUUGCUGUAUGAUAGUGCCCCCAGUGGACGUUUUGGCUCCAUGACAUACCUCUCCAAAGCCGUGGCAAUAACACUACAGGAAUCCCUUCCACACGGUGGUUGUUCCAUGCAGUGACCACACAUCAGAACAUUAGAGAGGAUGAACCUGUAACACACUACAUGACUUCCCUGCUGUUGUUGUGAUGAUGCUUACAUGUAAUACACAAACCUG